CCUUGUCAGUUGUAAACAUGUCGACGGUGAAGAAGGUUAAGAAGAUCACGAAGAGCGUGAAGAAGGAUGGUGGAGGGGAGACCAUUACAACCGAAACAUCAACUACUAUCUCCUCCUCGGAGGGGGGAGAGAUGGAAAGUGUUCGUGAGUUGUCCAAGGAAUACGAAACUGAAGUCAUGUUUUGCCAUCACUGUGACGAUAGCUUGGCUGGACAUAGAUAUGUACUGCGAGAAGAUCAUCCGUACUGCAUAAAAUGCUACGAAAACGUGUUUGCAAACAAUUGUGAUGAAUGCAACAAGAUUAUCGGAAUUGAUUCAAAGGAUCUUUCUUAUAAAGAGAAGCAUUGGCAUGAAUCCUGCUUCCUUUGCAACAAAUGUAGAACUAGUCUAGUGGACAAACAAUUCGGUAGCAAGGCAGACAGGAUUUACUGUGGGUCCUGUUAUGAUUCCCAGUUUGCUACCCGUUGUGACGGAUGUGGAGAUGUGUUCAGAGCAGGUAUGAAAAAGAUGGAGUAUAAGACAAGGCAAUGGCAUGAGAAGUGCUUUGUUUGCUGCACCUGCAAGAACCCAAUAGGGACCAAAUCCUUUAUCCCUAAGGAGCAUGAUAUCUACUGUGCUAAGUGUUAUGAAGAUAAGUUUGCCACUAAGUGCAUCAAGUGCAGCAAGGUUAUCACCCAGGGAGGAGUGACCUACCGCAAUGAUCCCUGGCAUCGUGAAUGUUUCACUUGUACUCACUGUCAGAAGUCUCUGGCCGGUCAAAGGUUUACAUCCAGGGAUGAUAAACCGUACUGUGCCGACUGUUUUGGUGAACUGUUUUCUAAACGUUGUACAGCUUGCAGCAAGCCAAUUACAGGAAAGGGUGGGUUAGGGAGCACCAAGUUUGUUGCUUUUGAGACCCUGGCCUGGCACAACGAGUGCUUCUUCUGCAACAUCUGCAAUGAGAGCAUGGUUGGCAAGGGGUUCAUCCAGGACGGAGAGCAUAUUAUUUGCCCUGAGUGCGCCAGGAAGAAGAUGAUGGAGGAGAUGGAACAGGAGUAGAAGGAGUUCAUAACCAGGGACCUGGUGAUGGAGUAGAGGGAGUUCAUCACCAGGGAUUUGGUGGAGGAGUAGAAGGAGUUCAUCAACAUGGACCUGGCGCAGGAGUAGAAGGAGUUCAUCACCAGGAACCUGGAGGAGAAAUAGAAGUAGUUCAACACCUGGCCCUGGUGUAGGAGUAGAGGGAGUUAAUCACCAGGGACUUAGCGAAGGGGGGGGGGGGGGAUCAUCAGAGACAGAGUAGAUUUUUUUGGGGUUUAUGAUAUUCGAGAGUAUUUAGUCUUUUUAAAAUUUCCAGGGGCUGAAUCUCCUCUUGAACCCCCUUAGAGGGGCACAGUUCCUAAAGGCCUCCCCCUUGUACUUGCCCCUUAUGAUUUUUUUUUCUCGGGAAUUUAGACAAUUUCCAUUUUUUUAACAGCUCUGUUAAUUAAACUUAUGUACAAUAAUAAAAACAAUAUUUAUUCAACAGCUCUGUUAAACUAAUAUACAAUAAUAAAAUUCAAUUUUCUUAUUUCCAGUCAGUUCGUUGUUUUAAUAAAGAAUGCCCAGGAGGUUGUUAUUUGCAAUCUGCAAUCUGCAUUUUGCAUUCUGAAAUUUGCAAUUUGUAAUCUGCAAUUUGCAAUUUGCAACCUGCAAUCUGCAAUUUGCAACCUGUAAUGUAAAUAAACUGUUACUGUCCUCGUCUUAAAAUCUGUAAUUUAAAAUUGUUUUUUGUUGACUAACAAAUACAUGUUUAGAAAUAUAAGUAUGUAAAGAU
This is a messenger RNA of Eurytemora carolleeae, 1791 nucleotides long. It is a transcript of the gene Lmpt, whose product is annotated as four and a half LIM domains protein 2. The transcript has 11 exons. The record is from RefSeq and is a predicted model, not a curated record. Gene Ontology annotation, cellular component: nucleus; Z disc. Lineage: Eukaryota; Metazoa; Arthropoda; Copepoda; Calanoida; Temoridae. Gene Ontology annotation, molecular function: transcription coregulator activity. The coding region runs from base 18 to 1037 and encodes 339 amino acids.